CUUCCUCUCUCCGUGACACACAAAUUGAAUUCUUUGCCAUCCAAAGAGAAUUACGACAUGGGCAGAUAAAGCAUUGAAGGAGAGCUAUCAACUCCUAUAGUUGCCAAAGAUGAACAGCAUCAAGUAUAUGGCAGUGGUACUAGUAGUGGUGACCAUGUCUGUGCCAACAGUACCGGUUGUGAUGGUGGUGGUGAGAGUCAGAGUGGAUCUUUUUCAGCCACAGGUGGGAUAUUCAUCAACUGCUCAGACUGGAAUCAUGGAUGACCUGGGUCUUACAGUGGCAGAGUACUCACUUUUUGGUUCAAUAUUGACAAUUGGAGCAAUGAUGGGUGCAAUAGUGAGUGGCCAAAUAGCAGAUUACAUAGGUAGAAGAGGCAGACAAUGGGCUUUUCAGAGAUAUUCUGCCUGGCAGGGUGGCUAGCCAUAGC
Messenger RNA from Quercus lobata, 428 nucleotides. RefSeq names its product sugar transporter ESL1-like. Gene Ontology annotation, biological process: transmembrane transport. The transcript is spliced from 4 exons. Gene Ontology annotation, cellular component: membrane. NCBI's taxonomy places the organism in Eukaryota, Viridiplantae, Streptophyta, Magnoliopsida, Fagales, Fagaceae. Bases 110 to 421 code for a protein of 103 amino acids. Gene Ontology annotation, molecular function: transmembrane transporter activity. The record is from RefSeq and is a predicted model, not a curated record.